Physcomitrium patens is the source of this 1418-nucleotide messenger RNA. RefSeq lists its product as uncharacterized. NCBI's taxonomy places the organism in Eukaryota, Viridiplantae, Streptophyta, Bryopsida, Funariales, Funariaceae. The record is from RefSeq and is a predicted model, not a curated record. Gene Ontology annotation, molecular function: ubiquitin protein ligase activity.
ACUUAUAUGACCUUGAUACGAAAGCAACGGCCAUCAUGCUUGCGGAACACUCAUACCCACAAACCAACAAACACGCGUUUUCCAAUACUAAUUUGAACAUGUUUAGAGCGUGGCUUCAAAGCUUGCGGCGGAGUCAACAAAGCUGGGUUGUUUUCAGAGACGGUGUCGGUGCCGUUGGUGUUACGGAGUUGUAGUGGUCGAGGUCGUAGCAAAGCGAGUUUUAAUCUCCAGGCGAGAUAGGAGCUGGAGCUGGUGCCCCGGUCUAUAAGGGUUAGCUUCUGAAGCUGUUUUUCUUGUGGUAGAUAAGAGGGUCAAGUAGAGGCUGUGCAUAGGCAGCCGGAGCCUCUCAACACUAGUGUUUUUUUUUUUUUUUUUUUUUUUUUUUUUUUUUCUGUUUCGAGUGUCGCAAUGAGCAGCUCGGUAGUCGCCACCUCUGCUUCGGGUGCGGCUGGGGGUCACAAAUCCAGGAGCGCUGGGAAAGGGAGAAGGAGAAGAGCAGCAGCCGAGCAGCGAAGAAUUGAGCAACAGAGGUGGGGAGGGUAUGCACAGGACGAUGAGGAGGAUUUCAGUGUGGUAGCUGCUCCUAGCCCUCCCACCUCACGACGCCGUUCGAGGCGGCGGGAUUCAGUCGAAGAUCGUCGGGAGGAUUCCUUCGACUUGACAAGGAGUGAUCAUCUCGCAGCGUUCGAUGACAUUGGUGCGGACUUGGAACUCGCUCUGGCGUUGUCUGUUUCAUUUGCGGAGACGAACCCAGGAUUCGUUCAUCGGACUGACAGGUCCUUCGCACCGCUCAUCGUUGACAUGACGUACGAGAGCUUGGUGCAGCUGGAGGACGUGCGUUGCGUUGCAUCCGCUGCAACGGUGGCCGCCUUGCCUGUGUGCUUGCCGGAGAAAGUACCCGAAGCAGUCUCCGAGGCGUGUGUGAUUUGCCAAGAGGAAUUCGAGGACGCCGACUCGCAAGUGCAGCUCCCAUGCUCCCAUGUCUUUCAUCAGCCUUGCGGAGCUCACUGGCUACUCAUUCACUCCAAGCUCUGCCCUAUUUGCAAACACGAUGUUACAGAAAGUGCUGCAGCUGAGACAACAUCACCAUCAUCUCAGUCUCGUUAAGUUCUCCCAUUCUGAUUCCUCUUCUGCUCAAUCCCUCAUUCAAACAAAUUAUUCUGUAUAUAUAUUCUUUACUUCUCUGUGAGUCUCUAGUGUUAGCGAUGCACCUUCAGACACACAGCUUGUAGAUAAUGAGCCCGUGGAACAAGGCGAAGAUGAUGCAACUAGAUCAUUUUUUUAAAACAAUUUUUUUCGAUUCUUGACAUAGUUGAAGGCUCGUCCUGAAGUGGGACAUGAGUCGACUAUGUUAGGGCAAUUUUGUAGUUUUAUUUUGAUGAGUUUAUCAAUUGAGAAAUAAACGAUGCUUCACACGA